AUGGCCUGCUGGCAUCUGGCCCUCCUUCUGACUGGGGCCCUCCUGUCCGUCUCUCAGCCAGGCUUGGCCCAGCCGGAUGCACUGCUGGUCUUUCCAGGCCAGGUGGCCCAACUCUCCUGCAUGCUCAGCCCCCGCCAUGCCACUGUCGGGGAGCACGGCGUGUCUUGGUAUCAGCAACGGGCAGGGAGUGCCCCCCGAUAUCUCCUCUACUACCGCUCAGAGGACAACUACCACCGGCCGCCUGACAUCCCUGACCGCUUCUCGGCAGCCACAGACGCCGCCCACAAUGCCUGCAUCCUGACCAUCAGCCCCGUGCAGCCUGAGGACGACGCAGAUUAUUACUGCUCUGUGGGUUACACAUCCUAGGGGUGGAGUGUGGGAUGAGUGCCUCUCGUCUGCCUCUCAUUUCUGCACUCUGACCUUGGGCCCCCCUCUUUCUUCAAAUCUUGAUUUUGCUCCUCUGUAAAAUGGGUUAAUAAUAUUAAAUCUGUAAAAAAUAAUAUCAAACGUGAACAAUAACUAUGCGGAGGGCCAUGAAAUUCCUGCUGAAAAAGUGACUGGGAGUGUGGGGGUAGGGAUUCUGGGGAUUGUUACAGAAGAGGAAGCACCUGAGACCCUUGGGGCAGGGCCCAGCCUCUCUACUGGCCCCCAGGGGGCUUAGACUGGUGGCCUGGGC
Messenger RNA from Mirounga angustirostris (Northern elephant seal), 676 nucleotides. It is a transcript of the gene VPREB3, whose product is annotated as V-set pre-B cell surrogate light chain 3. Lineage: Eukaryota; Metazoa; Chordata; Mammalia; Carnivora; Phocidae. The transcript is spliced from 2 exons. Bases 1 to 366 code for a protein of 121 amino acids. Gene Ontology annotation, biological process: immunoglobulin production; immune response. The record is from RefSeq and is a predicted model, not a curated record.